UCUGAUAAUGCAGCAUGGGCGAAAAUACCAGACUCGAGAGCUACAGCUGAGGAAGCAGACCCCUCUAUCGUUAACGUUUUUGGACGAUUGAACGAAAGUGAUGUUCCAACAAUGCCGAUAGUAGAUAAACUCAAGGAGGCAUUAAAACCUGGUCGAAAGGAGACGGGUGAUGAGGGCGACCUCAACAAGCUGUUGGCGUCAUCUGCCAAGAAGGUCCUCUUGCAGAAGAUAGAGUUUGAGCCUGCGAGCAAGGGUUUCUCCUAUCAGCUGGACAGCCUGAAGAACAAGUAUGUGAUCCUCAAUCCCAGGAACGAGGGCGCCACAAGCCAGAAGGCCCCAGAGCCUGCCCAAAUAAAGAGGCAAGUCUCAGAGAACGUAGUCGGGGGCCAGAGCGAUGGGAUCCCCGCCCCACAGAAGAUGCUCUUUCCAGGGAACAAGCUUACCCUUAAAUGGGAGCGCGUGUACAGGGUGGGAGCCGGUCUCCACAACCUCGGGAACACCUGCUUCCUCAACUCCACAGUGCAGUGUCUCACCUACACCCCUCCACUUGCCAACUACUUACUCUCAAAGGAGCACAGCCGUGCCUGUCACCAGUCAGGCUUCUGUAUGAUCUGUGUCAUGCAGAACCAUAUCAUCCAAGCCUUUGCCAACACAGGCAAUGCCAUCAAGCCUGUGUCCUUCAUCAGAGACCUGAAAAAAAUUGCCAGACAUUUUCGCUUUGGAAGCCAGGAGGACGCCCAUGAAUUUUUGCGGUACACCAUCGAUGCCAUGCAGAAAGCCUGUCUCAAUGGGUACCCCAAGCUUGACAGGCAGACCCAGGCCACAACGCUGGUUCACCAGAUCUUUGGAGGUUACCUCAGGUCAAGAGUGAAAUGCUCUAUUUGUAAAAGUGUGUCAGACACAUACGACCCUUACCUGGACAUUGCUGUGGAGAUUCGGCAAGCAGCAAACAUUGUGCGAGCCCUGGAACUGUUUGUUAAACCAGACGUACUAAGUGGAGAGAAUGCUUACAUGUGUGCCAAGUGCAAAAAGAAAGUGCCAGCAACCAAGCGCUUCACAGUCCAUCGAACAUCUAAUGUACUGACCCUCUCGCUGAAGAGGUUCGCCAACUUCAGUGGAGGCAAAAUAACAAAGGAUGUUGGUUAUCCAGAAUUUCUGAACAUCCGCCCCUACAUGUCUCAGAGCUCAGGUGAUCCUGUUAUGUACGGCCUCUAUGCUGUUCUGGUGCACUCUGGCUACAGUUGUCACGCUGGCCACUACUACUGCUAUGUCAAGGCAAGCAACGGACAGUGGUACCAAAUGAAUGAUUCAAUGGUACACUCGAGUAACAUCAAAGUGGUCUUGAACCAGCAGGCUUAUGUGCUUUUCUACCUGAGGAUCCCUGAAACCAAGAAGAAUGCAGAUGGACAGACCACCAAGCAGGGGAUGUUGCACCCUGGGAAGAACAGUGUGUCGUCCGAACAGAUAAAGAGGGCCAACCUGAAUGGGCCUCUCUCUUCCCCGCAGGUCACAAAGAAACUUGAGCCUGCACAACUGCGCAAGAUCCAGUCCAUGGAUGGUGGCUUGGGACUGCCCAUUUCCAGGAACGGUGUGAGCUCUCAGCCACAGCCCAGACUCUCCAACUGGACGUCAUCCUCCAACGGCCCGCCAAAGCUGCCGGGAGGACCCACGGUUAUCGAGGAGCCUUUCAAGAAGCUGAAGAAGCCUUCUCCCCAGAGCCAGGUGCAGUCCCGCAGCAGCACUCCGACCCCCUCGAACAACGGGGUCAGCCGGACGGAGGGGGAUAAAAAGCAAGGUGGCGAGGGCAGAGGCAUGGCAGCGUCUACCUCAAUUAAGUCUUUGUCUGACUCUUCCUCUGCCGACACCACUGAAUCAAAGGACUCUGUGGGCACCAAAAGUGCGCCAGUAGGAGAGACUCCCUCCACCCCACGGAAAGGCUCAAAUGGUCUGGCCUCUCCGGCCAAGAGCGUGGAGCGCUCUCAGAGCACAGAGGAGCAGAAGACUGCGAAAAUCAAACCCCCGGCCCUCAACAACAUCACGUCUGAAGCCACCAGCACCAUGUCACCUCCACCUGCCAAGAAACUGGCCCUGUCAGCUAAGAAGGCUCGCAGCCGGAGACUGAGCAGCAUUGAUGCUCUGCCCCCUUUGCCACGCCAGCUGUCCAGUGACCCCACGCAUCCAAAUCAACUUAACCCCUUCACCUUUGCCUCACCUACUCACACUCACAGAGCCGAUCCAUUCCAUUCACCUAAAGUCCAGUCAUUGCCUUUUGCCCACUCGAGUGGAUCCUUCAAACAGCAGAGCCCUCAGAAACAGUCCCUUCUCUCCACACUGCAAAAACCAAACGCCAGCCUUUCUCUUAAAACCAACGGGCUUCACAGCGCCACCGCCGCAAAGAGCCCCAAGUCUUCCAACAACCUCAGCUCCUUGGUCCAAGAACCAGACCUCAACAGCGCUCCAGCUCAAAACAGCAAUCCAAAGAAGAAGAAGAAGAAGAAGAGGCGGCAUUCUGAGGUGGAACGUGACGCGGAGCCAGCGACAUCCCCAGCUACAGUGACACCGGCCAACCCCGUGGAGCCAGCCAGCGAGAAAAAGAGGAAGAAGAAAAAGAAAAAGCGGAAGAGGGAGCAUGAAGAUGGAGAGAAAGUCAAGGAGAGGGAGUGCGUCCCAUCUCACCUGGACACAUCAAACCAGGAAGAGGAUUGGUGUCAGGGUGGCAUGUGGAGUCUCACGUCUCAGCCAGAUACAGAACAGUCAAAGCAGAAGCCUCAGUUAGCUGCCACGACCUCGAUGCAGUGCGAGUCAAAUGAGAAAGUACAGGAAAGGGACUCUAUAAAAUUAAAGAAGAAGAAGAAGAAAAAGAAGAUGCAACUGGUGGAGGCUCUGCAGGACAAGACUUCAGCGUGUGCUGCUUCACAAAGCAGCACUUCUGAGUUGAAGGCCGCAGUCAUUCACAAUGAUACGGAGGAUUUGAUAAUGUUGAAAAAGAAAAUAAAGGCGAAGAAGAAGAGGCUAAAAGAAGAGGUGAGACUGUGGGAGGAGAGCAGGCGACACUCAGACGGGCGGAACGAGGAGCCUGAAGCAGCGGAGCCCCCAUCCAAAAAGAACGCCACAGAGAACGGCGAAAUAAGUAAACAAAGCGCAGCCGCAGUGGUUGUGUGGGACAGCCAAGUGAAGGACGGCUACAAACGCAGCCAGGCGCCAGCGGCUGAUAAAAGUGAGUUAGGAGACACCCCGAGCCGUCCUGCUCCUGUAGCCUGGGAUGGGAAAAAGACAAGUGGGGUGGUAGAGGAGCUGCUCAGGAACGCCACAGAUAAGGCCUACGGAGCCAACGUCCUCAGUUGGGAUGGAGAGGUCUCUGCGAUUAGUAGAGAUGCUGCUGAAGAUGUCCGCCAUGCUAUGAGUGACACUGUGAUCGAUGAGUGGGAUGAAGACUUUGACCGGGGAAAGGUGAAGAAAAUAAAAAACUAUAAAAGAGAGAAGUGGAGAGGCGGCAGCAACAUCUUCCAGAAGAUCCAGGACAGGCGGAGCAAGUGGUCUGUAACACCCGGAGGGAAGAGAGUUUUUGGCGUCCGUCGCUGAGAGUCCAGAUUGCUGUUGAGGUCAUGCUGACUGGAAAAUGGAAACAACAAUACUGUAUACCAAACUUCUGUACCUUUUUCUCACUUUUUUUUUUUAAAUCUAUCUUUUGUUUAUUAUGAGACUUAAAUUCCUUAGUUGGUUAUGAGUUGAAUUCAAAAGAUUACACUGACCGUCUGACCGACAGCCCCUUUGAUCUCAGUUUUGAAAACCAUGAAAUGUCUUCAGGCUUCAGUAGCGACCAGUCACAUCCCCUUUUAAUCUAAAUACCACAGUAGGGGCUCUGGCUUUUCUAUGCAUGCAGUACUUAGUAGAACCCCCUACACCUCCAUGUCAAAAAUAACUGUAUGCUGGCAUCUUUAAACCCUGGUUGUUGCCCCAACAAUCUUGAGCUACGAUGAAAUUAAGUACUGUUCACCGUAUUGGAAACUGAACGCAAUUUUAGAGCAUACUGUUGCAGACAUAAGGGCUUGGUAAGAUGGACAUUAAUAUUUUUUUAACCUUCUGAAAUUAGUCUAUACCAAAUUACAGAUCCAAGAUCCAAAAUAGUUUAUUAAUAGAGAAAUACUAGUCAAAAGUUUGGACGCACUUUCCCAUUAUCUUGAAUGAGAAAGUGUGUCAAAACUUUUCACUGGUAUUGUUUAUUAUUUUAGAUUAUUUAAUUAUUUUCUGCCUUUUUUUUCUCCGCCGACAUUUUAUUUUUCCUGCAGUGUCUGUGCCACGUGGCGUGUUUUUAAGGACCAAAUUUUGCCUGCAUAUUGUUGGUAAAAUGAAGCUUUAAAAUUGCCACUGUUUUAUGAAUAUGCAUGUCUAAAAAUUUUAGUUAUGUACCCUUUUUGUUCCCUUAGAAAAAUCAGUUAAUUUCAGAUUUUAUGUUGUUAGGCCACAAAUAAAUGCUCUGCCUAUUUUAUUAACAGUUCAGCUGUUUGUAGACGUGUCGACAUGGAUGAACACAUUGGACACUCAUCAUAUCUGUAUGUUUACCUGGACGUUACGGUGAAAUGUGCAUUUGCAGAGUAGACGUUGGGGCUGUUGGGAAGGACUAAAGAGAGGAGCAGUUGUAACUUUGUCGGUCAUCUCAUCAGUCCAGCGUUCAGAAGCUCUCAGUGUGGAGAUUUGACCUUUCACAAACUGUUCUUCACCAACGUACUGAAAUAAAGGGGUCAGAUUUCACACAGGCGCUGUGUUAGAAUGGGCCUGCCACAUGCUAAUACUUUCUUUUCCCCUUGUAUCUUAUUACUCUAUGCAAUUUUCUGAUGCUCAUGCUGGUCACCUAGAAACUGGGCUAAGACUCAGGAACCCAGACACCCUGUAUCCCAUCUUCAUCUCCGAUCAGACCCCCCUCUCCUGCUUCAUAUCAGAGGACGUCCCUCUCCUGGGACCACCAUUUUGCAUCCUGUACAUCCUGUAGAAACUGUUUUAUACAAAAUAUUUCAGGUGUGGAAACCAUGGGAUCAUCUUGCACCAACCCGGGCACAGAUGCGUAGAGAAACUAACGUUAUAACAAACUGCUUUGCCAGCGUAGAAGCCUGUACAGUUCAUCUUGUGCUACCCGUUUCCCUCCAACGCUGUAAAGAUCUGCCCAUGCAUUUCUUUUCAUUCUAGAGAUGUUGCCUUGAAUUGGCUAUAAAAAAAAGUAUAGGAUUUAAUGUUAUAAAUAUAUAAUUUAAAGAAGAAAAGACACAGAUCUUUAAUGUGCUACUAAUACUCGGAUCAGUUGGUGAGUGUUAACUUGAGAAUUAAUCUGCAGAUGUGUUAGCUCAUUUGUGUGUAAGAGAGUUGUCUGUUUUCAUGCAAGACCUUCCCUAUGUCACUGUAGUGUGUACAGUACAAGAGCGACUAUGGCGGUCUGCUUUCCACAGGACGCGUUUGUUGGCUGUGAAGUCGACGUUGGGUGUCAAACUGACUCUCGGGACUGACACAGAGAAACAUUUCCCAGUGUGAAUGGAUGGUCCACAUGUUUGCAUUGAUGGUUCUAUAUUUUGCACCACCUUUUCUGACCAGGGAGGAGACCUUUCAUAAUGAAAGCGGCUCUUACCACACUAUAGUUAAACUAUAAAGGUGCAAUAAAGUUGUGACUUUUGUGAGA
Epinephelus moara (kelp grouper) is the source of this 5668-nucleotide messenger RNA. It is a transcript of the gene usp36, whose product is annotated as ubiquitin specific peptidase 36. The record is from RefSeq and is a predicted model, not a curated record. NCBI's taxonomy places the organism in Eukaryota, Metazoa, Chordata, Actinopteri, Perciformes, Serranidae. Gene Ontology annotation, molecular function: cysteine-type endopeptidase activity; cysteine-type deubiquitinase activity. Gene Ontology annotation, cellular component: cytosol; nucleus. Gene Ontology annotation, biological process: regulation of apoptotic process; protein deubiquitination. Bases 112 to 3582 code for a protein of 1156 amino acids. The transcript has 20 exons.